Messenger RNA from Bacillus rossius redtenbacheri, 1747 nucleotides. RefSeq names its product lysosomal acid glucosylceramidase-like. Bases 125 to 1657 code for a protein of 510 amino acids. Gene Ontology annotation, molecular function: glucosylceramidase activity. NCBI's taxonomy places the organism in Eukaryota, Metazoa, Arthropoda, Insecta, Phasmatodea, Bacillidae. Gene Ontology annotation, biological process: glucosylceramide catabolic process. The transcript is spliced from 10 exons. The record is from RefSeq and is a predicted model, not a curated record.
UGAAGAAAAACCCUGAUACACAGCACGACUUAUGGAUAAGAGUAAACAAUAAAGAGUCCAUCGCUGGCGGUGAUAACACAGUGCGCAGAGUGGUGACCUCGUGUGACCAUUACUACAGCACAAGAUGAAAACCUUCAUCUUAAGCGUUCUGCUGUUAGGAUUGUCGGUGUUGGCCAAGGAUUGUCACGUGAGGAACUACGGCGCUAGCAGCAUAGUGUGUGUCUGCAAUGCCACGUACUGCGACAAGAUAGAGCCCAUAAGUACGGACUCCAUCUCUGGAGGACACUACACACACUUCGUCUCCAGCAAGGCUGGCCUCAGGCUCAAAAAGACUACGAGCAAGUUCACCAAGACAGAGUCUGCGCUGUCUCCCAAGAGCGCGCUGAAGCUCACUGUGCAACGGAACGUCAAGUACCAGGAGAUGCUGGGCUUCGGCGGAGCCAUCACCGAUGCCACGGCCAUCAACAUCAAGAGCUUGAGCGCUAAGGCCGAGGAGAAUCUGAUGGAGAGUUAUUUCGGUGAAGGUGGGUCGCAGUACACGAUUUUGAGAAAUCCUAUUGGAGCAUCCGAUUUCUCAUUAGAAUACUACAGUUUUGAUGAUGUGAAAGGUGACACCACACUAAAUCAUUUUGCUUUGCGUAACGAGGAUAUCAAAUACAAGAUCCCAAUCAUCAAAAAGGCACGUCAGCUGAACAAGCGAGGGGUAAAACUCUUCGCGUCUGCCUGGUCCGCCCCGUACUGGAUGAAGAAAAAUGGCACAGUCGCUGGCACAAGUCAUCUGUUGCCAGAAAACUACCAGCCAUGGGCCAAUUACUACGUCAAGUACUUCGAUGCAUACGCCAAAGAGAACGUGAAGUUCUGGGGACUAACAGCUCAGAACGAACCGACCCAGGGUGGCUGGCUUCCCUCUCGGAUCAUCUCCAUGGGCUGGACCGCGGAGCAGCAGAGGGACUGGAUAGCGCAGCAUCUGGGUCCAACCCUGCACAAGGGAGGCUACGACUACCUCAAGCUGAUGAUCAUGGACGACAACCGGGCAAUCCUCGCCAACUGGGUCAAGACGGUGCUUGGCAACAAGACAACUAGCAACUAUGUGUCUGGGAUCGCUGUGCACUUCUACUCGGACACUAGCAGCGACCCAGCAAUCCUCACCAACGCCCACAAAACCUACCCAGACAAAUUCAUCCUCUACACUGAAGCAUGUGAUCUUAAUAGAAUAUCCACCAAAGAUCUGGGCAGCUGGGAAAAAGGAGAACAAUAUGGCUCAAGUAUUCUGAAGGCGAUUGACAACUGGGUUGUGGGCUGGACGGACUGGAACAUGGUGCUGAACCUCAACGGAGGGCCCACGUGGACCUGCUGUCCGUUCAACGCCCCGAUCAUCGCCAACUCCAAGGCAGACGAGUUCUACAAGCAGCCCAUGUACUACUUCUUGGCGCACUUCUCGUCCUUCGUGCCGCCCGGCUCCAAGCGCAUCGGCCUCUCGGCCAACGAGGCCUCUAAUAUCCUGUCCACGGCCUUCCUCACCCCGGAGCAGGAGACCGUCAUCGUGCUCAUGAACAGUAAAGACACGGCCUCAUCGGUGGUGAUCUCCGACAGCGGCCAUGGGAACAUUGCUGUCGAUGUUCAAGCCAGAAGCAUCCACACCAUCCUCUACAAGUAGAGACGUCGAUGGCCUUUACAACGUCGUUGAACAUAGAUUUAUAUUGUAGAGUAGCCUGCUGGAAAUAUAUAAAUUUGUGAACAUCAAAAA